UCCCUGUUUGUUUGUUCAAUAACAAAAAGGAAACAAAAUAGAGUAGAAGUGUGCUAUUCUGGAGCAGUGUCAAUAAAUCUUUACUUCUAUUAAAAAAGAAAUAAAAUAUUUUUUGUUUAGUAUAUUGAUUAAAGAUUAUCUGAAAGAAAAGAAAAUGUCGCAAGGAACUGCACGCAAAGAGAUAACCGGACUCAAUCGCAUGACGCAAAAGGGAUUAAAGGACCUGUGCAAAAGGGACAAAUUAUAUCAGACGCCGCGUUUAAAUGAUGUACUCUAUUUGCACUAUCAGGGCUAUCAGUCCAUCGAGUGCUUGGAAGAGUAUACGGAGCUGAAGUGUUUGUGGCUGGAGUGCAAUGCAAUUUCUGAAAUUCAGGGAUUGGAAAAACUAACCAAAUUAAAGUGUCUCUUCCUGCAGAACAAUCUGAUCACAACGAUUGAGAAUUUGGAACCCUGUCGCGAACUAGAUACCUUAAAUCUAAGCUCAAAUCAUAUUCGCAAAAUUCAAAACAUUGGCACUGAUAUUUUGCCAGUUCUGAAUACCCUAAAUAUAUCAUCGAACUAUCUAAAGGACUGUGAGAGCCUAUCAGACUUGGUUCAAUGCAAAACACUGUCUGUUUUGGAUUUAUCAAAUAACAGAAUAGACGAUAUUUUGAUUGUGAAAGUAUUUGAGCAGAUGCCCAGCUUGAAAGUUUUGGUGUUGCAAGGAAACCCAGUAGUGUCCCGAUUGCCACAGUAUCGUAAGACAUUGAUACUGGCCUGUAAAGAAUUAACUUAUCUGGAUAGUCGCCCGGUGUUUCCCCGUGAUCGAGCGUGUGCUGAGGCUUGGAAGCAAGAUGGCUACGAAGGAGAGCGCAAGGAAAACAAUCGUUGGAACCGUGCUGAACGCAGAAAAACCCGCGAGAGCGUUAAUUGUACCAUACGCAUGCGCAAUCGUCACCGUCCACCUGAUCAGCAGGAUCCCCUGUUGAAAUCCAGUGAUUCCGAGGACGACACAACUGCCGAAAAGACCCGCAAGAAGGUCGAGCUGGAGAACGGUGGAGUCGAUGAUUUGUGGGAUGAGGUGUCGGGUGAACAGCCAAGCUCGGAGCACAGCACCACCAGUUCCAGUUCGGCGGAUGACAAUGGGGGUGCAGGCUCUCAGGACGAUGACAUAGCUGAGAAUAUAAGUAAUCGCAACCGAAGGCCGCCUGAGGGUCGUCCAAAGUGUCUGUAUGAACCUGACUUGGACAAUGUAGAGGAAAUCGAGGAAAAGGUGAAGGAAGGAAACCCCGAAAGCACAAAAUCCAACGGCUCUGAGGACGCUAAUAAAAAUGAACUUGUUGAUAGUAAAGAAAAAGGAAAUUUCGUUCGUGUUCCAAUUGAAGAGGCCAAACUAGAAGAACUAAAUAUUAGAAAAGAAAAUCGAGAAGACGAUGAUAAAACUGAUUCAAUAGAAGAUUCCAAAAUAGAUAAUCCUGAGGAAACGGCCGAGAUAGAAGUAAAGUUAUUUAAGGUCACUGAUACUCAAAACACAGAAGAAGACAUUUCAAUAAAACCAAAUGAGGUACAUACUGUCCAAUGCGACAGUAGUUCGGAGCUGGAUAACACUGAAGAUCUGGAGCACACUUGUAAGACCCUGACAAUUGUAUCUCAAAAUAACGAACUAGGCGUUGAUCCAACCAGCAAAGAGAUUAAAGAAAAACUGAUUGAUGAAAUGUACAAAAGUUUUGGUGACGAAAUCUAUGACGAACUAAACGAACCUCUCGAAAUGAUUUUGUCUGCAGGCACAACCAAUUACCGCCCAGAAGACAUACUUUGCUGUGAGGAGAACAAGACACCGAGGGACUUUUAUCAAAAUGAUGAGGAUCCAUGCUUUACACCGAAAACUAAAGAACAACUAGAAUUUGAGCAGGACUGUGCCAUUGCCAAUGAUAAGUGUGCUCAUGAUUUGGAGGAAAUGGGUAGCCAAUUGGAGGAGGAUCUGGCGGAACUCAGACAGUCCACUGAGCAUUUAGUCGGGCCUCUGAAUAACGAGACUGAACAAACCGACUCUGAAGCGGAUGAGGAGGUCCUGACAACGCAGCAGGAUCCCAAGUCUCCGAUUAUUACGCAGCAAUUCGAAGAGCGUCGUAAGCAAAUGCUGUUAAGACAAGAGGCCAAAGCCAAGGAAAGAGAAUCUUUACGGAAAGAUACAAGUAAUACAGAUACAAUCCUACAAGAGACGGUCGAAGACGACGAGCAGGACCAAUUGUUUGCCAAGAUAUUAGACGACGCUACGGAUAAUGUUCCCAAGCGCAUCUUUGGCUCUGGCUGUGAUGCACCCAGUCAGGGGUGGUCACAGGAAGAGUGCAUGCGUCAGUUGACUCUCUCCGAGGUGACCGAAAUCCUUAAGGAAGAGGAUGUCUUUACCAAACCCAUAACGAAGAACACAAGUGCCGAGGAGGCUGAGGAAAUUUGCAUUCGAAUGGACCAAAAACUGGCUGCCGACGAGCAGGCACUACGUAAGUUGCUGCAGGACUUGGAGGAUGAGGCCGACGUAGCUUAUGAUAUUGAGACAAAGGUGGAGUACGAGGAGGAAAUCAUCACGACUCCAGAAACCGAUGUUGUUGGUAUAUGCACUUCCCUGCUAGAUGAUAUUAUUUUUGAGCUGACCUUCAACGAGAUAUUGCGGGCCCAGAAACCGAAGAGUUUUGAGUUUGGACCAAUCGAAUCUGACGAGGAGUUCAGUUACUCUACUGAACCGAAGCUGGAGAAGUUGGUGCCCCCCGAAUUGGAGGACCCGGCCCGUGGUAAAAGCCUUCGCGAAUGCCUGGACGUCUUUUCAGACUUUGUCACUUCCAUGGCUGAUCCCAAGUUGCCAUGUAUGCUGGGUCGCAAUCCGACCUCGGGUGUGGAGAAAAUUCGGGCCGCCCAGGAGUUGCUGAAGUCAAAGAAUCUGGCGGAGCUUAAUAAGGAUACGGCUGAAAGCCUGGACGCCCAAAUAGCCAAGGAAGCUGAGAGGGUCAAGAGGCGCGUGGCAGCCUCCGCUACCCGGUGUUUUGAUCAACGAGAGAAAUAUGAGGACACUUUAGAGGUGGUGGAGAACAGGUUGAUGGUGGUCAAGAAGGACUCUGGGGAGCUGGAAGAACUGCCACCUCCACCAGCCCUGAUCAGUGACACAGAGUCCGAGGACUACGACACAGCCGAGGAGGACUAUACACCUGGCAAGGGGGAUAUUCGACGUCCGUGGACAACUCCCUACAAGCCGAAACCUCGGAGAUCUGAGGAACAUCUAGUCACCGAGGCCAUGCAGCAAUGUCGCGUGGAGUCCGCAUCUCAAGGUUUCCCAGACGAGGGUAAGGAGAACGAUCCGGUCGAGGACGAAUUCUAUUCACUGGAAGCUAUGACAACCUUCGGGAACCUUGACUCCGAGUUCUUUCAAAAGCUGAAUCUUGAGAAAGUCACUGGAAGCGAUGAUGCAGAAUCGGCCAUCGAGUGCAUGCGAAGCUACAACGAACUUAAGGCAUGCAUGAAGACCGGUUCGACGGAGCACCAGUUGACCAGAGAGGAGAACGAGAUGUUGCAGGAAAUGCUCUCCAAGGAGGAAUCCGAAGUAAGCAAGUCCAAGCAGAGCAAUCCUCAAUUGGAUGAGGAGAAUGACCUGCUGAAGAAAAUGGUUCAACGCAUGAAAGAGUUCGAGGAACGGGAGCGUCAGCUUCAACUUGUACCGGAGGAACUUCCCAAGGAGCUGGAUCCCAUCAACUUGUCCCAGGGUGGGUCUAAGCUAUUCGAAAUUUCAGAGGCGGAGAUAGUAAGCUCGGAAAUUAUUGCUGAUCGGAACAUGGAAACUGGAGUUGAAGAAGGUAAAACUAAAGUAGAUCAAGAAAACUCAUCUCGGAUUAAGGAAAGCGUUCAUCCAUUGGUCAAGGAUCAAGAAAGUCCGAAAAAUGUCAGUAUUGACGACGAUAUUCAGUCGGAUCCUUCAACCGAUUAUGAGUCUGGCGAAGAGAUAGUUGUGGUAGAGCCGCCAAAACUCCCCGAGGCAGUGCUUAAAUCCUUCUUCUCUGAAGGUUUUGAGGCAGAAUUAAAAAUGGUUAAUGAACUUGAGGAAGCCACUCGUCGAAACCUUUACAGCCUUCAGGCAAAACAAUUGCUUAGAUCAACAACGAAUGAUGGUUCCUUGCCUGAGAAAAAUGUACAAGAAAACCAAAAGGACAAAAAACCUAAUUCUGAACAAUCUGCAGCCGCUAAGGCCAAAUGGGCCAAAAUAGCUGAUAGAUUACACGAGUUUCUUGAUCCUGAAACGAUCGCAAUGUUAGAUAAACAAGAGUUUGCUGAGAGCGAUGAAUGUGAAGACGAAGAGGAUGAAAACUUUCUUUCAGAGUUAAAAUGCGCCUCAGGGGACUCAGCAUUGAUUGGAAAGAAAGAUGAUGAUAAUAUUGAUCAAAAUAUUGGCGAUGGAAAUCCAUGUCCUUCUAAAGUUAAAGAAAACAUUUACAUGGAAAACCAAGAUCAAAAUUUAGGAAGUAAUCAAGGCGAAGGCGAUCACAUUGGAACUACUUCAGCACAAGAUACAAUUAUGGAGAAAUCAACCGAAUUUGAAGAUAAUUCAAUUGAGGGAACUGAAAAGCCCAAUGAAAAUGAAAAGCAACCUCAAGAAGUUCCCACAACUAAGCCCUUUACGAUUGACUACUUUGAGGCAACAGAACCAAAUGAAUCUGAAACUUUUGGGGACUCGGAAACUUAUAAAACAGAACAAAUUCAGUGUAACCUUGAGAUACUAAACGAUGAUGGAGACGUUGUGGUUAAAGAGGUCAAAGUCAGUGCUCAGGUGACCUUCAAGUAGGCCAACUAUGAAAUUUAUGUAGAGUAUUUAUUAUUUUUUUUAAUUUAAUUUGUUUCCCACUUUGUGUAAGUAAAUUGAUGAGCA
Molecule: messenger RNA, 4888 nt
Organism: Drosophila rhopaloa
Lineage: Eukaryota; Metazoa; Arthropoda; Insecta; Diptera; Drosophilidae
Gene: dtr
Product: dynein axonemal assembly factor 1 homolog
Exons: 5
Coding region: 155-4804 (1549 amino acids)
Molecular function (GO): protein binding
Source: RefSeq, a predicted model, not a curated record